CAGUGUGUGAAAACAAUAAACAACCUCGGCCAUAGGCAACGCGCAAGAGGACUUGUCAGUCCUUUAUCGACUUGUACUUUAACGAAAUACUCACAGGACACAUUUUGGUGACGGCUGUGAACUUAACAGAGAACGCGUCAGGCCGGUGUUGCUCUUGACAAGAAGAAAAAGCACGAAUAUUUCGUGUCAGGAGAGGAAGUUACGGUUUAACGUACCCCUUCCUUAGCUCCAGCCAACUAGCCACCCGACAAUUUGCCCGUGGUUAUUUGUCCACUUUGUUUUGUUUGUUAUGCAGUUACCGAAGAGCUUUUCUCGCCUAGGUUCUCAUCCACCUUUCUGCUCCCUUACUCCCACUUCUCUGGCCCUAUGUCUCGGUGGCUCUUCCCCUGGUCUGGCUCAAUAAAGAAACGGGCCUGCCGAUACCUUCUACAACAUUAUCUUGGGCAUUACUUGCAGGAGCGACUGAGUUUGGACCAGCUUACGCUCGACCUGUACAAUGGCAGCGGUGUCAUUAAAGAAAUUAACCUUGAUGUCUGGGCGGUGAACGAGCUUUUGGAGUCCUUGGGGGCUCCUUUGGAGAUUACGGAAGGAUUCGUUAGCAGCAUCGCCGUCACCAUCCCAUGGUCUGCACUGGUCACAGACCACUGUACCCUUGAAAUUACUGGUUUACAAAUUACAUGUCGCCCAAAGUACAGAACAGGAGGAGGAUGGGACUCUCAGGGCUGGUCCUCCUGCAUGACCUCCAGCAUGCAGCUGGCCCAGGAGUGCCUAAAGGAUCCGCCAGAGACGUCAGAAGAGCCGCCUGCACCUUUAGAGGGCCUGGAGAUGUUUGCACAAACCAUCGAGACAGUGCUUCGGCGGAUCAAAGUCACCUUCCUGGACACCAUUGUCCGGAUCGAGCACCAUCCCCUGGAUUCAGAAUCCGGGGUUGCCUUAGAAAUGAACAUCAAACGGGUGGACUAUUGUGACGAGGCCGUGAGGGACUCUAGUCAAACGGUGCCUGUAGACAUCCACCAGCCGCCUGCCUUUUUACACAAGAUCCUACAGCUCAGCGCUGUGCAGCUCUUCUAUGAGAAGAUGGGAGGACCACGGGAGUUGAUACCUGAUGAUCAGCUGGAUGGUGUUGAGGAAGAGGAGGAAGGCGAGGACGAGGAUGACGAUGACGAUGAUGAAGAAGAGGACGAAGAUGGUGGCCUCCGCAGGCCUCCUCCCAACAGCCCCAGCCAGCCUCUGCUGAUUGGCAGCUGCUCUGGCUUCAUGGAGACCACCGUCAAGAUCAAACAGAAUGACAUGCUGCCUGGUCCCAAGCUGGAGUUGGAUGGCAAGGUGGGCUGUCUGCACCUCUUGCUGAGCCCAGACCAGAUCACCCACCUGACCAGUCUCCUUGAGGCCCUCUGCAUCGAGACAGAGCCGGCGGGCGCAUGUGGCACUCGGAGUCGUCCGCUCGGUUCUGAGGAUCUGCGAGUCAUCGAGGAGGACCUGAACAAACAGCUGAGCUCGGACGCCACACUAGAACUCGACCCAGAACCAUUCCUCAUCACUGGCUGGGAGAAUGGAGAGAUGUUCUAUUCCAUGGGGCCAGGCAUGACCAGCAGUGUGUUAUCUGCACGUUCAGGCAGUGAGCUAUCAGACAGCGAUAUGGAGUCGUCCAUGCACAGCCAACAUAGUUACACGCACCCUCUCUCUCCACAGGGUAUGCUCAACUGCCCCAGACGAUAUCCUGUAGCAGGAUCCUUAUCUUCUCUGCCCCAGUGUAGCCGGCCACCAGGUCGAUCCUCAGCUGGCAGCAAAUCAGAGCCCAUGAAGCCAGAUGCUUUGCUGCGCCUCUCCCUGGGCGGAGUCACACUGACGCUGCUUCAACAGGACCCACCCCCUGGGGCAGACGGAGAGCCCUCAUUGGCCGCUGUGUCCGAAGUAUUCUUUAAAGAGCUGGCUUUCUUUAAAGACAGCAUGUUCAGCGAGAGAGACUUUCAUCACCUCAGAGCUGGCUUUAGCAAAGCCUGCCCGUAUUCUCACAUCAGGCUGACAGGAGCAGCCAUGCAGAUAUCGUGUGAGAUGCGAAGUGCUGGGCGGCACACGCACGCGGUCACGUCCGACCUGUCCUUCAGCAGACUGGAACUGCUCGAGUGUCUGUGGGAGAGCGGUGGGCCUCAGUAUACUGAGCUUAUCCAGUUUCAGACGGCGGGGCUGUUCACUGUCGGAUCCACAGCUCGACCCUGUGCUCAGAUACAUCACAGCCUCACAGAGAGGAACAUGCGCAAGGGAGCAAAGCAGCGUAUGUUGCAGAGGACAAGUGUACUGCGUGUGGAACUUGGGGAGCUGACCUCUGAGCUGGACCUGGACUUCAUCGGCCGCCUGGACUGUCUCAGCCGGGCACUGAGCUCCACAUCUCAAACAUCUGAUUCACCCACAAAGUCACCGACCCAGUGUGUAGAGCAGCGUUCCUCCCUCACCCUCCUGUCCCCUCACGCCGUCCUGAAGCUCCGCUUCCCCAUCCCUGACCUCCGACCUCCAGAGGAGCGGCGGCCCUUGACCGAGCGUGCCGUCCGAAGCGAGACCCUGAAGCUGGAGGUGUCUCAGCUCGAGAUCCGAACCCAGUCGGGCCCGGCCGACGCACCUGCAGACACGCAUAACAGGCAGACACAUGGCACGCACACACCGCCCAGCGCAAGCGCAUCCCAGACAGAGCUCAACCUCAGCACGCUGUUUGAGGCUACCUUCAACGACCUGCAUGGUGUGUAUGAAAACUGGGAAGGUGGGUCUUUCCCCUGUAUUCGUGUCCAGAAGAGUUCUGACCCACAGAAUCCUGACGCCUUCCCCAGGAUCUCGAUGCGAGCGAGGGGUGGUGCUGGAGCAGAGGCUAUGGUGGGGGCUCUGCGGGACCUGGGCUUGGGUUCCAUGUCUCUGGAGAACCCGUGUGAGAUGCGUGAGAAGAACAGCUCACCGUUCUCAUCCAACCGCACCAUGUUCGAGACAGAGGAGAUGGUCAUCCCAGCAGACCCAGAGGAGAUGCGUGUGUUUCAGGAGCAGUGUGUUAGUGAGAGCCAGUGUGUGGUCGACGUCAUCCUCCCCAGUGCUUACAUCCUCCUGCCCAGCAAGGAGGCCCUCAACAGUGUUUACAACAGAAUCAAUAAUGAUUUGUUGAUGUGGGAGCCUCCUGUGACUUCCUCUGCUGAAACGGGGAAGCCCCGCUCCGCCACUCACCGCUCGCCUCAGGACGACGAGUUCCAGCUCUGCAAAUCAGCUUUCAAGCUUGACUCUGACUCAGAUGAAGAGGAUCAGUUCUAUUCAUCUAGCGAAUCAGUACGUCGGAAAAAGUCCUUACCUCAACCUGACCAUACCCUUAGCACGCUGUCACUGACUGUACUAAUAGGAAAAGGGCGCGUCCAUGCCAUAACGGACAGCAAGAACGAAGCUGGGCGCAAAGUGGAAAUGAGCCAUGGAGAGUUUGUGUUGGAUAUAGAGGGCGGGAAGAUGUUCAGUGUGGCAAAGCAUCAGAACAACCCCCAUCUCAGCUUCCUGACUCUCGAGAGCAAAAAGGUGGAGCUUCACCACAGAGCUGUUGUUCCUGACUCGCCCCUCCCAGCUCGGUUGGAGAUGCCCAGAUUCACUGCCCCCGAGUACCUGGAUCCUACCAUCUACCCCACAGAGGUGGGGGUGAGCAGCGUCUGUGGGCGGGAGACGGAUGUGCAGAUGCUCUCUACUGCCAUCAAGAUCACACUGGACCCUCAGAGAAAUGUGAAGGAAUUUCUGGUUGCGCUGCGUCUCCGUGGUGCAACAUUACGACAUCACAUGGCACUGAACAAUCACAGCUGGCACGAGCAGCUGGUUGAUGCAUUAGAUGUGGUGGAUGAUGAUAUCUUGGGAUACACAGCCCCUGCUGUCAUCACUGUUCUACACACACACUUGGCCUCCUGCGCAGUUGACUACAGGCCCCUCUAUCUCCCUCUGAGAGUGCUGUUCACAGCAGAGUCCUUCUCCCUGUCCAGCAACAUCAUAGUGGACACGGCCACCUUCCAUCUCAGGUUUAUCCUGGAUGACUCUGCUCUAUACUUGUCUGAUAAGUGUGAGGGUGACACCGUGGAUCUAAGAAGAGAUUAUGUGUGUGUGCUGGACAUCGACCUUUUGGAGUUGGCCAUUACCACCUGGAAAGGCGGUGAUUCUGGAAAACUGACUCAGCCGUUGUUUGAGCUGCGCUGCUCCAAUAAUGUGGUGCACCUGCACACCUGUGCCGACUCCUGUGCCGCCCUCAUCAACCUGCUGCAGUACCUGGUUGCCCAGGGUGACCUGCACCCCCCGCCCAAACACACGUCCCCUACUGAGAUCGCCGGACAGAAGCUGCCGAAGCUCUCAGAAAGCCCAGCCUCCCUCCCACCGUGCCCCCCUGCUGAGACUGCUGAAAUCAACCAAUACGACCUUGCCGAUGCCUUGAUUGACACAGAGAAGAGCCUACGAGAUGAGAGAGAUUCUGGUUCUCCCUCCUCUGCGCCGCGGGCCUCACCGGUCUCGGUUUACCUAUUUCCUGGUGAGGCUCCUAAGCCCCGCCCAAUCAUGCUGGAGGGGGAGGAGCUGGAGAUGGAGCUGGAGGAAGAGGUAGCCACGGCAACGGAGGCGCACGCUGACAUGAUGUCAGAUGAGGGCUCCGAGGGCUCCACAGACAACGAUGACUUCUGCAUCCUCGAAGCACCGGGCAUGGGCAUUCCGCCCCGCGAUGGCGAGCCUGUGGUGACGGUGUUAAACGCGGGCCCCAUCCGCGUGAAAGACGGCUACUUCUCCCGGCCCAGAGGCAGCUCGGACCUGCUGCGGGCCCCCUCGCGCUUCCCCGUGCCCCAGACCCGCCUGGUGCUCAAGGAGAUCUCUGUGGUCUGGCACCUGUAUGGGGGCAAGGACUUUGGGGGCAAGCCGGCACUCUCUCUCGCCCACCAGCACAGCCAAAGGGGUCGCUCUGCUCCUCCUGGGGCACGUGGCUCCCCGUCCCGCUCCGUGGCUCCCUCCCGCCCACAGAACUCCUGGCGCUGGCAUGGGGGAAGUGGACGCCAACACACGCUUCUCAUGGAGAUUCAACUCACCAAGGUGAGCUUCCAGCACGAGUCGUAUGCGGUGUGUUCCCCGGCGACGGUGGCUGGAGGGGAGGAGGGCGUGUGUGUGAGCGUGGGCGAGCAGCCCGUCUCCCGCCAGGUCUUCAUUGUCCAGGAGCUGGAGGUGCGCGAUCGCCUGGCCUCCUCGCAGAUCAACAAGUUCCUCUACCUGUACACCAGCGAGAGCAUGCCGCGCAGAGCCCACUCCAACAUGCUGACGGUGAAAGCGCUGCAGGUGUGUCCGGAGUCAGGACUGGGAGGCCCAGAGUGUUGCCUGAGGGUCAGUCUCCUGCCGCUGAGACUCAACAUAGACCAGGAUGCCUUGUUCUUCCUAAAGGACUUCUUCAGCAACAUGGCCUCUGGGGUGAACCCCUAUAUGCCAGUAGACCUAGCUGCUGAAGUGAGACCAGAAGCAGGUCAGCAGAAGCAGGGUGAUGAGUCGGAGACAGUGGCGGGGCCUGGCCUGGGUCCAGACCUGACGGCCUCGGUGGAGACCACCUUCAGUGAGCAGAGCUCCUCCUCGGCCGGCUCCUCCUCCUCCUCUGAGCAGCCCAUCUACUUCCGUGAGUUCCGCUUCACGUCUGAGGUGCCCAUCUGGUUGGACUACCAGGGCAAGCAUGUGGUCAUUGAGCAGGGUACCUUUGCGGGAAUUCUGAUUGGAUUAGCCCAGCUGAACUGUUCUGAACUGAAGCUAAAGCGACUGUGCUGCAGGCAUGGUCUGCUGGGGGUGGAUAAGGUGAUCCAAUAUGCUGUGAACGAGUGGUUGACUGACAUCAGGAAGAACCAGCUGCCAGGAAUUCUGGGUGGUGUAGGCCCCAUGCAUUCUGUAGUGCAGUUAUUCCAUGGAGUGAGGGAUCUGUUCUGGAUGCCCAUAGAGCAGUACCGGAGGGAUGGCCGCAUUAUCCGUGGCCUCCAGCGGGGGGCAGCAUCGUUCGGUACAUCAACUGCAGCAGCAGCUCUGGAGCUCAGCAACCGCUUGGUGCAGGCCAUCCAGGCCACGGCAGAGACUGUUUACGAUAUCCUGUCGCCAACCCCUCCUCUGACGCGCUACAUCACGGAAGGACGCCCCACCCCCAGGCCCAGGCGGACCCCUCAGCCUGCCGACCUCAGGGAGGGCGUGGCCAAAGCGUACGAUACCGUCAAAGAGGGUGUGAUCGACACUGCACAGACGCUGUGUGUAGUGGCGUCUCGGGGGCACGAGCAGAAGGGCUUGCCCGGCGCUGUGGGCGGAGUCCUACGGCAGAUCCCGCCCACCGUGGUGCGCCCGCUCAUCGUGGCCUCCGAGGCCACGUCCAACCUGCUCGGCGGCAUGCGGAACCAAAUCAAGCCGGACGCGCGCAAAGAGGACUUCUUAAAGUGGCGCACAGAGGAAGGACAGGAGUGAGGAGAUGGCUUGGGCCUUGAUGCCAUACAGCGGAUAGACAUACAUUGGAUGACAUCAAAUGUUAACCGUGUGUGUGCGUGUGUGUGUGUGUGUGUGUGUGUGUGUGUGUGUGUGUGUGUGUGUGUGUGUGUGUGUGUGUGUGUGUGUGUGUGUGUGUUUGUUUAUCAUAAGAGAAAGUAUGUCCUUUCAUCUGUCGACAAAAGAGCAUCAUGAAGCAGCAUGCUUGCUUGUGUGUGCGAGUGUGUGUACGAAAGUGUGUUUGCUUUUGCUUCUGUUUAACGUGUGUUUGUGCAUGGGUUGGAUGUGCAUUUUGCAAGAUACAAGAACAAGUAAAUGCAAAAACACACUUGCAAAGACAAACCACUAUGGUAUGAAUGAGCGCCAGUAUUCUUUUCAAGCUUCCACUUGUCUGCCAUCUCGCGUACAUACAUUACACACAGACCUUUUUGUGAACACGUGAAUUUUGAUGACCUGACUAGCACCAGAGAUUUGGUGUAUCAAAGAAUAUGUCUGUUUGUACUUCUUGCUUUAGUGUUUUUGUGAGUGAAAGUUUGUGAAGGUGUCACUAUAAUGGUUGCCUUUAUGUAGGUGUGUGCGUGUGUGUGUGUGUGUGUCUUUAUUUCUGUCUUUCUUUCACAUCUUUACAGAUGUUGUGUGCCAUAAUUCUGUAUGUUUUUUUUUAAACAUGCGGCCGCCCAGACUCAGUGUGCUGAGUAUUUCUGUUGAUUCUUCCUUUUAAGAGUCAGUAUAUAGAGCAUCGUCCUACACUAACCCUCGAAUGUUCAGAUUCUGCAGUGAACGCGCCACCUUGCGGCCUAUAGUUUUCUGCUCAUUCUUGCGAAUCGCAAUGUUGUUACCCUCAUAUCAGUCACCUGUACGUAGAGGCAUGUGAUACGCUAACCAUUAUUUUGGCCAUCUGCUACAACGAAAAUAUCGAUUAGCUUUGUAUUUGCCGUCAUCUGUGUGUGCUAACAAGCUAACAAGUCUUUCAUCUGAUUGCUGUUGGCAAUUCAGCAGUUUGUUGUCAUCUAGAUAUCCGGCAAGCACUGAAUAUGCAUCUUUUACCCAUAUGUAGGGACCUGACAAUUGUCUGUAUAGCAACACUAACAUUUCAACAAAAAUGUAUAAUUAAAAAUUAUUUGCUGCUCAUACAGUGCAGAAAUGCAAUGUAUGCUUGUCAAUAUCUAUUCAACCAGUUGAAUCGUGUACCAUUCUUCCCCCUUUUUAUCACCUGCCCGUUGACAUUUUUUCCUCCUCUCUGCAACAUAUUUGACAUGUUUUGUGCAUUGAGGUUAGCAACUUAAUUCUGAUCUGCUAACGCUACACAUUUUGGUUAGCAUCCUGCCCAGGUGUGAUGAGGUAUCCUCAUUAGCCGUGUCUGCUGAAUGGCUGUUUGGUGCUUUUUUUACAUGUCUCAAAGAUGUCUGAUUCAGGCUGAGCUUGCCCUUCAAGCCAAUGAGUCUGGACCUUCCCCAGAAACAUGUGUCCUUUAUGGAACCCUCUUGCCCUCCUCUCUCCGAAGAGGAGUAGGAGCCCUAUCCCUUGGCUUUUUGACUGACUCGCUUGUCUUGCCUUCCUGUAUUUGCUUUUCAUCCGGUUCUGUUUUGUUUCAAUUAGCUUUAUUUUAUUUUUUGAGCCCGGACAAGUAGUCUUUUAUUUUGUAAUUAUGAGUUAGCCUUGUGUUUGUAAUAAUACUAAUCAUAUUCAUGGAACUUUGUGUGAGCGUGAUGGUCCCUUGUUUUAGGAGUUCUGUGGGGGAGUUUUUACUUUUUUUCCUGGGUUGAUAUUUUACAUCUGUAUUUUAAUGUGUAAGGGAAGUGUGGAGUGUGUGUGUGAGAGGGAGAGAGAGAGCGAGAGAGAAUGCAUAUUUGUGUUUUUUGUGUUUGAGGGUGAGUGUAGCUGUAUACUUUGUCUCCAAAGGGUGUUUGCAACUGUGUGAGUGUGUGUGUAUGUGUAUGACUGUGAUUCACUUGUCCGUGUGUUUUAUGUAAUUAUUACUCUCAUCAGAGGCUGUAAGAAUGACUUGUACAAUACCAAGACAAUGUGUAAACAAAACUUAAUACAAAAAUAAAAUGUGUACAUUACAAAAAAAAAUACA
This is a messenger RNA of Engraulis encrasicolus (European anchovy), 8560 nucleotides long. It is a transcript of the gene atg2a, whose product is annotated as autophagy related 2A. The transcript has 42 exons. Gene Ontology annotation, biological process: autophagy of mitochondrion; piecemeal microautophagy of the nucleus; reticulophagy. Gene Ontology annotation, molecular function: phosphatidylinositol-3-phosphate binding. The coding region runs from base 367 to 6462 and encodes 2031 amino acids. NCBI's taxonomy places the organism in Eukaryota, Metazoa, Chordata, Actinopteri, Clupeiformes, Engraulidae. Gene Ontology annotation, cellular component: phagophore assembly site. The record is from RefSeq and is a predicted model, not a curated record.